GGCGCGAGGCGCGCGGAGCCCCGAGGCGAAAAAGUAGCUGUCAAAUGCGCGGCGCGUCUCCCCGGCGCGCUCAGUCCGGCGCGGGGAGCCAUGGCGACCACAGCCUCUAACCACUACAGCCUGCUGGGCUCGGGCGCCGCGCUGGUGCACGCCGAGCCGCCGGGGGCCAUGCAGCCGGGCGCCGGCUACCGGGAGGCGCAGGCGCUGGUGCAGGCGGACUACGCGCUGCAGAGCAACGGGCACCCGCUCAGCCACGCGCACCAGUGGAUCACGGCGCUGUCCCACGGCGGCGGCGGCGGCGGCGACUCGCCCUGGGCCAGCAGCCCGCUGGGCCAGCAGGACAUCAAGCCCUCGGUGGGGCCGGGCGGCGGCCGGGCCGACGAGCUGCAGCAGGCGCCGCCGCCGCAGCAGCAGCCGCCGCCGCAGCAGCAGGGCCGGCCGCCGCACCUGGUGCACCACGGCGGCGGCCACCACGCCGCCGCCGUGGCCGCCGCCUGGAGGACGGGCGCCUCGGCGCACCUGCCGCCCGGCAUGGGCUCGGCCGGCGGCGGCCAGGCGGGGCUGCUGUACUCGCAGCCGCCCGGCUUCAGCGUGAACGGCAUGCUGGGCUCGGGCCAGCCCGCGCUGCACCACCACGGCCUCCGGGACGCGCACGACGAGCCGCCACACGGCGCGGAGCAGCACCCGGCGCCUCACGGGCCCCCGCAGCCGCAGCCACCGCCGCAGGCGCCGCCGCAGCAGCAGCAGCAGCACCCGGGCAGCGGCGGCGGCGGCGGCGGCGGGGGCGGCCACCCGCACCACCACCCGCACCACGCGCACCACCCCCACGAGCCGCACUCGGACGAGGACACGCCGACCUCGGACGACCUGGAGCAGUUCGCCAAGCAGUUCAAGCAGCGCCGGAUCAAACUGGGAUUUACCCAAGCGGACGUGGGCUUGGCGCUGGGCACGCUGUACGGGAACGUCUUUUCGCAGACCACCAUCUGCAGGUUCGAGGCCCUGCAGCUCAGCUUCAAGAACAUGUGCAAGCUGAAGCCUUUGUUGAACAAGUGGCUGGAGGAGGCGGACUCGUCCUCGGGCAGCCCCACCAGCAUAGACAAGAUCGCGGCGCAGGGCCGCAAGCGGAAAAAGCGCACCUCCAUCGAGGUGAGCGUCAAGGGCGCCCUGGAGAGCCACUUCCUCAAGUGCCCCAAGCCCUCCGCCCAGGAGAUCACCUCGCUGGCGGACAGCCUACAGCUGGAGAAGGAGGUGGUGAGAGUGUGGUUUUGUAACAGGAGACAGAAAGAGAAACGCAUGACUCCCCCGGGAGGGACUCUGCCGGGAGCCGAGGAUGUCUAUGGGGCAAGUAGGGACACGCCACCGCACCAUGGGGUGCAGACCCCCGUGCAGUGAACUCGCAGCGGGGGGAGGGCCCGGGGGGCUGCCCCCUCCUCCUCCUCCUCCUCCUCCUCCUCCAACUUUUGAUUCUUCUCGUUUUUAAUUUUAUUUCCCCCUCUCUUACACACACACACACACAUACACACACACAUACACACAGCUGAGCAGCUGCGCUGGACGAUAUAUCCUCUGAGCGGUAGCAGGUGUAAUGAUGUGUUUUGACCUUUACAGGCGAGUGCCCAUGCAAUGGAGUGGGAGUGAGUAUCGCGCACACAGCCACCAGGCAGGCAGCUAGCUACACACAGCCCGCCAGGCACUGGGAAGUGUUUUCCAAAAGCUGAAUUAACUGCAAGCAAGAGAGAGAGAGGAGAUAGAUAUAUUAAAAAACAAAAACAAAAAGAAUAGAUCCGCCAGAAAGCGCCAGGAAUCGGCCCCAAGCCCUGCUAAGCACAAAGGCAGCUUUAAUUUGGGAGCGAUGCUCAGUAUUUGGCACAUGGUUACUGUGUUUAUUUCCUGUGGAUCCCCGUUAGGAGUAAAAUAACGCUAGUCAUAAUAAAAAGAAACCCCUUUGGAGGUAGACAGUAUUUAACCAGAUACAUUUGCACUGCAAGAAAAUGGAAGUUUACAGAAACAAAUUCAUUUCUGUUCUUUUCUUUUCUUUUUCCCCCCCGCCUUGUUUUUGAAAAUGACUUGCAUUUUCCACGGUGAGCGUUAGCCAACCCUUGACCGGUCGACAAUUAUAUUACUGUGUUACAGCCCUUGCUUUAUGUGUAUAUAUGAAUUUCUGUUAUAAACCAGACUUCUUCAGUA
Molecule: messenger RNA, 2187 nt
Organism: Alligator mississippiensis (American alligator)
Lineage: Eukaryota; Metazoa; Chordata; Crocodylia; Alligatoridae
Gene: POU3F2
Product: POU class 3 homeobox 2
Exons: 1
Coding region: 91-1392 (433 amino acids)
Biological process (GO): brain development; regulation of transcription by RNA polymerase II
Cellular component (GO): nucleus
Molecular function (GO): RNA polymerase II cis-regulatory region sequence-specific DNA binding; DNA-binding transcription factor activity, RNA polymerase II-specific
Source: RefSeq, a predicted model, not a curated record